Pneumocystis murina B123 is the source of this 327-nucleotide messenger RNA. RefSeq names its product cytochrome c. The record is from RefSeq and is a predicted model, not a curated record. Gene Ontology annotation, biological process: mitochondrial electron transport, ubiquinol to cytochrome c; mitochondrial electron transport, cytochrome c to oxygen. Gene Ontology annotation, molecular function: electron transfer activity; heme binding. Gene Ontology annotation, cellular component: mitochondrial intermembrane space. The coding region runs from base 1 to 327 and encodes 108 amino acids. NCBI's taxonomy places the organism in Eukaryota, Fungi, Ascomycota, Pneumocystomycetes, Pneumocystales, Pneumocystaceae. The transcript has 6 exons.
AUGAGCUUUUCAAAAGGAGAUAUUGAAAGAGGCGCCAAACUAUUUAAAACUAGAUGUGCUCAAUGCCAUACAGUAGAAAAGGGCGGGCCGCAUAAAGUUGGACCAAAUCUUCAUGGAGUUUUUGGACGAAAAACAGGACAAGCAGAAGGCUAUCAAUAUACUGAAGCUAAUAAGCUAAAAUCUAUUGUAUGGUCUGAAAAUACAUUAUUUGAAUAUCUAGAAAAUCCAAAAAAAUAUAUUCCAGGAACAAAAAUGGUAUUUCCUGGAUUUAAAAAAGCUUCAGAUCGUAAUGAUAUAAUUACAUAUUUAAAGGAAGCAACUGCAUAG